Molecule: messenger RNA, 2889 nt
Organism: Fusarium vanettenii 77-13-4
Lineage: Eukaryota; Fungi; Ascomycota; Sordariomycetes; Hypocreales; Nectriaceae
Exons: 8
Coding region: 1-2889 (962 amino acids)
Molecular function (GO): protein binding
Source: RefSeq, a predicted model, not a curated record
AUGGUCACCAUCCCCUGCCGCGAGAUCCGCCUGGGUAACUUCCUGAUGCUCCAAGGCCGUCCCUGUUGGGUCAAACGCAUCGAUAAUACCCCCUCUGCCACCGGCCAGUACCGAUACGCCGGUGUUGACCUCUUCACCAAGCAGCCCCAUGAGCAGUCAUCCAUCACCUCCAAACCCGCUCCUGGCGUUGUCGUCCCUAUUAUGUACGGGCCUGUUUUCCAUCAGUACCGUAUUCUUGAUAUACAGGAGGGCCAGAUCCUCGCCAUGGACGAGACUGGCUCCCGCAGGGCGGACCUCCCCGUCUUUGACCACUUCAACCUCCACACACGCCUCAGAAACGCCUUCAAGUUUAGCCAUGGUCUUGUUCGCGCCCUCGUUCUUAGAUACGGCGACGAGGAGCUCGCCGUGGACAUGAAAAUUGUCUCAGGGACAGGGCAACCUGUAGGUGAAGAUAACUUCCAGCUACAUGUGGCUGCACGCAAAGGUCAGGAGUGGAAGGUCCGCAAACUUCUCGAAAAUGAAGCGAUUGUCAAAGGACUAGACCCGUUUAACGGGACAGCCCUUUUCGGCGCCUUAGAAAACCAUUAUGACACCGUGGCUCGCCUACUCAUUGACGCGGAUAUUGACCUCAAUGUCGUGGACAAAUUCGGGCGGACAGCGCUGGAUAUCGCUACCUCCAACCCCGAGCCUCAGUCGAUGGUCGACCUGCUCCUGGAAAAAGGUGUAUCGCCCAUAGAAGGUGUCAGACCCAGUGUCUUGGACUUGCUCUUGGCAUCAGCAAGGGGGGAUACAAGUACAGUCCACGACCUAUUGAGCAGCGACAUCUCGGACUCGGUGGCCGACAAUGUUCAACGCGUGGACCCGAAUGAACGGGAUCGGCUUGGAUACACAGCUCUUCAUGAAGCUGCUUGCUUUGCUAAUUGUCAGAUCGCGAGUAUGCUUAUCGAACACAAGGCAAAUGUCGACGCGGUAAUCACUUCUAGUGGUGACACGGUGUUGCAUGCUGUAAUCGAGAGGGGUCGCAAGCAUCGCCGGUUCCUGCCCCAGAGCCGACAACAAACCCCUCCUCUAAGGGAGGACCACGUCCAGGUCGUCAAAUUGUUGUUGGAACAGGGCGCUUCUACCAAGCGUCGACGCAAAGAUGGACGGACCGUUCAAGACCUUGUGUCAUUGGAGCUUAUGUCUCCAGAUCUGACUAACACUGAACAGCGUAUCCUUCAGCACAUCCUGGUGCUGUUGAGCAGUUCGACUGCUGUGAAAGAGGCGGCCGAAAGAGAGCCUGAACCACGAGAAGCGGGCGUGGAUGGCGGGACCAUCGAGCUUUGCAACUAUUUCAAGCUGCAACUUCAAUGCCAUUAUUCUAGACGUGACCCGGAAGUUCGUGAAGUUCCCAUUGGGAACUUUCUAUACAGCCAAACUGCGAAUGAUUUUGGGUUGCGCGUGAUUCAGGAACUUGAGGGUUGGGCGACUGGGCAGUCGGUGGAGGAUUGUUGGAGAUGGGUGCAUCUACCUGUGAACAAUAAAGUCUGGGUCGAGGACAUCAUCGGUUUACUAAGCGGCAUGAAGGGGGCUAUAUUAAGAGCAUAUUCUGACGCGAUGGCGACGUUUGUUGGCGGAUCAUACCACGAAGUUCGAGGACCAGCUCCUCAUGCUCGACUACGCAGGCCAUCGUUCACUCCCUACCUUGGGUCCCACGGGGGAAUAUUUUCACUGGCCGUGGACCCUAAGUGCAGGGAGAAUUUCUUAAACAUGAACAAGCUCGGGGAGAAGUACAACACUCCCGAUGGAAGUCCAGGGAAUUUGCACGUCCCAUUCACACUGGACCAGUCUUACUACUUGUCUCUCACGGACUCGACGUAUCGCGAUAAAGAUCAGGUGGUGGCCAAAUACGCGGAUCGACGAAAGAACAAAAACAAGAGUCUUCUCAUGGUAAAUCAGAUGUGGGUCUGGAAAAUCGACGCCAAAACUGUUAUUACUGCAUUGCCUGAUCGCCGGCACCCUAUCAAGGAGCAAUCAACUUUCGUAGCUCGCAUUUGCAAAAUCAUGGAGCAAGAUCGACCUUUGAGUUUGGACUCUAUGUUUCUCCAAAUGAUGAAAUGCGCCUUUGACCUCGUUGAUGCACCCCCUAUUGCCGGUCUCAACGAGAAUGUGCUUGAUAUCUUUGAACAGAGCAUCGCACACUGGGCACAUCAAGAGGCUCACUGUUAUGAAGAAUUCCAUGGAAAGCAAGAAGCGUGGAGGGAUUCAACCCAACCUAAAAACUGCAGCCGGGAGGCAAGGGGGAAAGACGAAAAGAAUAUGUGCGACAUUGGAAAGGAGGUUGGGUAUAUUCGGGAGAUCAAGGAUAUUCAAGAUGAGUUGAGAAUGAUCGAACGGGUUCUCGAGGACCAGAGAACCGUGGUCGAUCAAUAUGAAGCCGGCCGAAGGAAUUUACCAUUUUCAGAAAAGGGUACACUGGACGACCUGAAACAGAGCAUCCUCUUCCGGAUUUCCAAGAUUCAAAAGCUUUCGCGGGACGCAUCCUCGGUAGAGAACUCGCUCAACCAUCUGCUAGACAUCAAGCAGAAACAAGCCAACCUGAAUACACCCGUCUCGUUCGUGUGUACGUUUCUCGCCGUGCCGACUCUAGAAUUUCCGCGAGGUAAUGGUGAUGGCGAUGUUGCCUGGGGGUGGUGGCAAGUAUUUGUUGGGGCUUGUGAGUCAAAUUAUGUGCUUUGCCGUCUCUUGCUAACACAACCUCUCCUAGUGGUGACAGAAAUGGCUACAUUUGUGGCUAUUGGAAUGUGCUGGGUUGUACGGCCUGACGAAGACGGGAAUCUUCAUCUACGGAAGAGGAAAGAUUGGCGACAGGACGAGGAGUGUCAAAGGCCGCAGGCGCGAACAGACUAA